AUGGGACAGUACGGGAGUGAUGCUAGGGCUCAGGCCAGCGGUGCGGUGCGGGAUGUGUUAGAGAGUGUGCUGCCCGGGGCCGUUGGGUGCAGAGAGUUUGGUGGGAGACGCAGGAAUGGGAGGGGGUCUCAAGCGGCGGUGGUUAACCGGGUACUGAGCCAGAGGGGUGUGAUACAGGGGCAGGAUGUGGACAGGGUCAAGAAGCAGCAGCGGGAGGAGCAGCGGAGGCGGGUGCGGAGAGAGCAGCGGUUGCGGGAGGAGCUGGAGGCGGAGGCGAAGAUGGAGCGGCUUCAGCGGCACCGGUCGGCGGGGAGGAUGAGUAAGGAGGAGCGGGCGUAUGUUGGUGGGAUGGUUCGUCGGAAUGAGCAGCUGUUGCGUACGUGGGAUAAGGGGGAGGAGGUUGCUGAGCUGGAGGGGCAGGUGCUGCAGGAUAUGCGCGGAGCUUCAGGCAAGCGGCAGAAGAGAAAGCGCGGGAGAGCGAUGUGCCAGAAGAAGCAGGGCAGUAAUGAGCAGCAGCUGAGGCUCACGCCUGGGCUGGCGCCUGUGGGUGCAAGCGAUGAAGAGGAUACGUCUGAGGGGGAGCAAGAGGGAUCUGACCGGGGGUGGUGA
Molecule: messenger RNA, 609 nt
Organism: Eremothecium cymbalariae DBVPG#7215
Lineage: Eukaryota; Fungi; Ascomycota; Saccharomycetes; Saccharomycetales; Saccharomycetaceae
Gene: RRT14
Product: Rrt14p
Exons: 1
Coding region: 1-609 (202 amino acids)
Source: RefSeq, a predicted model, not a curated record